UUGAAAAGCUAUCUCCAAUUAAUGGAAGCUCCUGUCAACCUGGUUCAGUUCAGCUGAGAUUGAAUUCCUCUUUGGCUGUCCAUAAACUGUGAAACAGAAGGAUGCAGAAGACUAUCCCUUGCCUUUUUGUACAUGAGUGAUAAGAGCACAAGAUCAUUACUACAAGUUUGCUGCAAAGAUGAGUUCAGAGGAGAAAAGUAUAUCUCCAGCUCACAAAACGUCCACUCCAUCACAUAGAAGUGCCUCCUCUUCAUCAUCGUCUCAGAGGGACAGGAGGCAGAGUGUUCAUAUUUUGGAGCGAAAGGCUUCCUCGGGAAGCACAGACCCUUCUUUAAGCAAGCAGUUCCUUGAAAGCGACCCUAUCUCUCUAUCCAAGGAACCUGACAGCUGGGAAAUCAUAGAGGGCCUGAAAAUAGGCCAGACCAAUGUCCAGAAGCCAGACAAACAUGAAGGUUUCAUGCUAAAAAAGAGAAAAUGGCCUUUAAAAGGUUGGCACAAGAGGUUUUUUGUCCUGGAUAAUGGAAUGUUGAAAUAUUCAAAGUCACCAAUUGAUAUACAGAAAGGCAAAGUCCAUGGGAGCAUUGAUGUUGGUUUAUCAGUUAUGUCUAUAAAAAAGAAGGCUCGUAGAAUAGAUCUUGACACAGAAGAACACAUCUAUCAUCUGAAGGUGAAGUCCCAGGAUUCAUUUGAUGCAUGGGUUUCAAAAUUACGCCACCACCGGUUGUACCGUCAGAAUGAGAUUGUGAGAUCUCCGAGAGAUGCUAGCUUUCAUAUAUUCCCUUCAGCCUCUACUACAGAGUCUUCACCAGCUGCUAAUGUGUCAGAUGGAAAGGUGCAACAAAAUAGCUUCCCCUGGCAGUCUUCUAUACCUUGUAGUAACAGCCUUCCUGCCACCUGCACUACUGGUCAGAGUAAAGUAGCAGCCUGGUUGCAGGACUCCGAAGAGAUGGACAGAUGUGCAGAAGAUCUUGCUCAUUGUCAGUCAAGCCUUGUGGAACUCAGUAAACUUCUUCAAAAUUUAGAAAUAUUGCAGAGAACUCAGUCAGCACCGAAUUUCACAGACAUGCAGGCUAACUGUGUAGAUAUUUCAAAGAAAGACAAGCGGGUCACAAGACGAUGGAGAACAAAAAGUGUCAGCAAAGAUGCAAAAAUUCAACUUCAGGAAGGGCCGGCACCGAAGGGCCAGUUCAGCACAACACGACGCCGGCAGAGACUAGCAGCUGCAGUGGCUACAACAGUCCCUUUCAGUGCUACAAUGUCACCAGUUCGACUGCAUUCAUCCAAUCCCAACCUUUGUGCUGACAUCGAGUUUCAGACUCCCCCAAGCCAUGUAACGGACCCUCUGGAGUGCUCUACUGAGUACAUGAAGCUUCAAGAAGAAUUCUGCCUGAUGGCACAAAAAGUGCAUUCUCUUUUGAAGUCUGCCUUUAACAGCAUAGCUAUAGAGAAGGAGAAGCUUAAGCAGAUUGUUUCAGAGCAGGAUCUUACAGGCCACAAUGCUCAAAUAGCACACCUCAGACAGUCCCUCUCUCAGGCUCUCAACCAGAAUGCUGAACUAAGGAGUCGCUUGAACAGAAUACAUUCAGAAUCUGUUAUUUGUGAUCAGGUUGUCAGUGUAAAUAUUAUCCCUAGUCCUGAUGAGACGGGUGAACAAAUUCAUGUCAGUUUGCCACUGUCUCAGCAAGUUUCUAAUGAGAGCAGGCUCUCUAUGUCUGAAUCCAUUUCAGAGUUUUUUGAUGCACAGGAAGUGCUUCUAUCUGCCAGCUCGUCAGAAAACGAGGCUUCUGAUGAUGAAUCUUAUAUCAGUGAUGUGAGUGAUAAUAUAUCUGAGGACAACACCAGUGUUGCUGACAACAUUUCUCGGCAAAUUCUUAAUGGUGAGCUAACAGGAGGCGCAUUCAGGAAUGGACGGAGAACUUGUCUCCCAGCUCCCAGCCCUGACACCAGUAACAUCAACCUGUGGAAUAUUUUGAGAAAUAACAUUGGCAAAGAUCUUUCCAAAGUAUCCAUGCCAGUUGAGCUAAAUGAACCUCUGAAUACCUUGCAACAUCUUUGUGAAGAGCUGGAGUACAGUGAACUCUUGGACAAGGCUGCUGAAACAGAUGAUCCUUAUGAACGCAUGGUUCUCAUAGCUGCUUUUGCAGCGUCAGGCUAUGCCUCUACAUACUUUAGAGCAGGAAGCAAGCCAUUUAACCCAGUGCUUGGUGAAACUUAUGAAUGUAUUAGAGAAGACAAAGGAUUUCGAUUUUUCUCAGAGCAGGUUAGCCACCAUCCUCCCAUUUCGGCCUGUCACUGUGAAUCGAAGAACUUUGUGUUUUGGCAAGAUAUCAGGUGGAAAAACAAAUUCUGGGGGAAAUCGAUGGAAAUUCUGCCAGUUGGAACCUUGAAUGUGACUCUUCCAAAGUAUGGAGACUACUAUGUCUGGAACAAAGUCACUACUUGCAUACAUAAUAUUCUUAGUGGAAGGAGGUGGAUAGAACACUAUGGAGAGAUAACUAUCAGAAACACCAAAAGCAGCAUUUGUAUUUGUAAACUCACAUUUGUCAAGGUGAACUACUGGAAUUCAAACGUAAAUGAGGUGCAGGGUGUUGUGAUAGAUCAAGAAGGGAAGGUGGUUCAUCGCCUUUUCGGAAAGUGGCAUGAAGGCCUUUAUUGUGGGGUUGCACCUUCAGCCAAAUGCAUAUGGAGGCCAGGCUCCAUGCCAACCAAUUAUGAACGUUAUUAUGGCUUCACGAGGUUUGCUAUUGAGCUCAAUGAAUUAGAUCCUUUACUGAAAGAUCUUCUUCCUACAACAGAUGCACGAUUCAGGCCGGAUCAAAGGCUUCUGGAGGAAGGAAAUGUAGAAGCGGCAGCAUCUGAGAAACAAAGAAUAGAGGAACUCCAGAGAGGUCGGAGGCGGUACAUGGAAGAAAACAGCAUUGAAUAUGUACCCAAAUUUUUUAAAAAAGUUAUCGACACUAAUCAAAGAGAAGCCUGGGUUACCAAUGACACCUACUGGGAACUGCGAAAGGAUCCUGGCUUUAGUAAAGUAGAAAUUCCCGUACUCUGGUAAACUGAGAAUGUAGAUCUAGUAAACAUAUCACUCUGAAGAAAAAAAUAACUAUGCACAAUAUGUUUCUUAUAGCUAAGUGUGGUUUGUGGGUCUACGGAAAAACCUAUCAUUCGCAUUUAUAUUCAUCUUUAUAAUGGACUUUUGAAAGUGCAUUAGACCAGGCCCCUGACCACUUCUGGAUCUUUUUAAUUUUGCAGCAGCCAUUAAAAAAAAAAAAAGAAAAGAAAAAAAAAAGAAACAGAAACCUUUUAAAGUUUCAUACGCUGAAAAUUCAGAACAAAAGAAGCAGAUGAGUUAUCCAAAGUCACUCGGAAGAGGUGGUAAACGCAAAACUGCAACCGGUGCUUUAAACAGACAUUAAGAGUAAUGUAAUUUAAAUUAAAAAAAAAAAAAAGGAAGAAAAAGAGAAAAAAAUCCAUUUUGUUUCAACUAUUUUUGUUAAAAACUUGGGUCACAACACUGUCAUUUCUGGCUUCAGGUUAGUCCUUUGGUGUGAUGUGCUUGGACUGGCCUUUGUCAAAAAGAUAUGCUUUUCUGGAAGCUGUUCCCAUUCAUAUGCCAUUGUUCAUGCCUUAAAUAAAAUAUGAAGAUGUACAGUAAGUAAUUUUAAAAUACGUAUGCUUAGGCUUGUGUGAAGGGCAGAUUUUUAAAGCACUAGAAUUUUAUCAUGAUAUAAAUAUUGGAGAACCUGCAUUAUUUAAAAUCAAAAGACAACCAAACAUCUAAAUGUAUUUCAGAGGAGUGAGAUCUACUGUACAUGCUUUAGCUUUGGGAAGCUAACUGUAUAAUCAGACUGAAAAGAAACUGCUAACUGGUUGAAUUUGAGACAAUUUUGGUAAAUGCAUAUGAAUUACUAGUCAGAAAGUUCAUAUUCUAAAUGACUGAUGCUGAGAUGCAAUCAUCACUUUUACUGCUGGCUGGACAUAGUCUCACAGUGAAUCUCAUUUCCCUGUAACUGUUUAUACAAUUAGAAUUCCCUGAAGCUUUGCAACAGCAUUAAAAGCACAGAAAGAUUUCAUGGGAAGGUCUCUGGCUUCUCUCCAGAAGCUGGAUAGUAUUGUAAAUACAACUGUUUUCUGUCACACACACUGUUUACUUUACUGGCUCUGUUUUUUCCCCAUACACUUUUCUUAUCUAUAUUUAUAUUUGAGAGUAUGGCAGAGGCUCCCAUGCAUUGUAGCUAACAACUACUACUUGUGUUGCCAAAAUAGCUUUUGUGCAAAAUUAUAUUUUACAGUUUUUCAUAAAGUGAUUCUAUAUUUUUGAUUAAGAACCAAGUCUCUUAUGUGUUGCUAAGCCUCAGUUAAUAUACGUGGGAGAAGGCUUGGCACUUUCUAUUUGAAAAUCUCUGAAACAUUAAACAGUAGGAGGGCAGAUUUUAAUAAAAAGAAAAAAAGUAAUUUUAUUAGGUAAAAACUGCAUUCCAUACGGUAUGAUCUAGUCUUCCAUUUAUGCACGUAUUAUACAUCCAGGCACUGAUGACAGGUUAGAUUUCAUGCAUAUACACUGUAUUUCUUUCUACACAUACACAGCGUACAUAGUGCACUUGAAUUUUUCUAUUUAAGAUUGAUUCCAGUACUGAGACCUGAAAAAAAAAUUAUUAGAUAGGUAUGUGAUCCUGCCAGCAGAGCUGCUUGAACAGUUCUCAGUAGAUUACCACACAUACCUAGCUCUCUGCCUGCUUCUUCCUUUUGCAGAGUCAGGUCCCUACAGAACUGAGAUUACUUUGAUUAUUUAAUACAUAUUCAGUUGUCCCCCUUGUUUGUAUGGCAAAGCAACUGGCAGAGCAACUAGCUACUAAUGAAUUCCAAUUUCCUCACACAGUUCUGUUAUCAGGAAGAAAUAUGAAAACCUAAAGAAAAUAUUAAGUAGACUUUUUAAGAGUUGUGAAUGCUCAUGAAUUGCUUAUGAAUAUUUGGUAUAAAAAACCUAUGUGCAGAUUAACAGGAUUUCUUCCAAAAAAAAUUUUGAAUUAUUCAAACAACGGCAUCUUUUUCUUUCCUAGUUGAACCUAGUCUGAUUUUUUUAUUUUUUUUUUUAGU
Gymnogyps californianus (California condor) is the source of this 5094-nucleotide messenger RNA. RefSeq names its product oxysterol binding protein like 6 (gene OSBPL6). The transcript is spliced from 25 exons. NCBI's taxonomy places the organism in Eukaryota, Metazoa, Chordata, Aves, Accipitriformes, Cathartidae. Gene Ontology annotation, cellular component: intracellular membrane-bounded organelle; cytosol; perinuclear endoplasmic reticulum. The record is from RefSeq and is a predicted model, not a curated record. The coding region runs from base 179 to 3052 and encodes 957 amino acids. Gene Ontology annotation, molecular function: cholesterol binding.